AACGAGUCUGCCAAUAGCGGAUUUUGAUUGGCCAAAGGGAGGUCCCGCUUUAAUCUCAGCACCAAUGGGAGCGCUCGUUUUCCUGCUGUUUUUGGAACACGUGUAGACCCGGAACUAGGAAGACACCAGCGUGCUGAAGAAGAAUCGCGGAUCGUAGGUGAGGAGAGUGGAAAUCAUGAUAACCCCUGCAUUUGACAUUAGUCAAGAUUCAGAUUUUCUUACAAUAAUUAUCAAGGUUCCGUAUGCCAGAGCUUCAGAAAUUGAUAUUUACAUCGAAGGCGAUGACUUCAAAUUCUACGCCAAGCCAUAUUUCCUGAGGCUGGCACUGCCAGGAAGGAUCGUAGAAGAUGGAAGACAAAAGGCAACUUACAAUGCUGAUGACGGUAUCAUAACAGUUAGUGUACCAAAAGAAACACCUGGACAGCAUUUUGAGGGUCUGGAUCUGCUGACUUCCCUUCUGGCACCUCGAGGAUCAAAGUCAGCCAAGCCCCUGGUAGAAGAAAUUGGGUCUUCAGACAAUGUUGUUGAGGAGGAAGAAGAUGAAUUUGAUUGGCAGAUAGAGCAAACUCCUUUCGUGGAACCCACAGAAGAGGCCCUCCAGUCACAGUGCACUUAUGGCUUUGGAAACUUACGGUCAGGGGUCUUCAGACGGUUGCAGGAGGAAUUGAAUGAUGUUAUUGACUUAAGGGAUCCAGACGUCACUCCGGCAUCAGAGCGCACGCGGAGGCGUCUGGCAGCUGAAAAGGCGAAGUUUGACCCUGAUCAUUACCUCGCUGAUCUGUUUGAAGAGGAGCCUGUUCAGCAUUUACUGAAAUAUCAGCCCUGGUGGGUGGCUGAGAUACACGCAGGAUGCAGUCUGUCAGCAGAGAGUCAGGAGAGAAGAGUUUCCUUCAGUGACAAACAGAAGGAGCAGCUGAGAAAAUUCACAAACAAGUCACAUUUGCUUGAUAAGAAAACGCAGCAACAAGCCUACCUGGGGCUGAUCGAUCUCCUCCUGGCCUACUGCUAUGAAGUCCGUGUCACAGAAGGCGACCAAAAUGUGGAAUCUGCCUGGAACAUAAGGAAGUUAAGUUCAACUCUCAGCUGGUUUGAGAAUUUCACCUGUGUAAAGGACAUCUUGGUGUCAUUUGGUCGACGAGUUCUGUGUUAUCCUCUUUUUCGGAACUUCCAGCUUGUGGAAAAAGCAAUUGCAGACACAGUCUCUCUGCUGAAACUGGGUAAGGCUGCUGUCCUGAAAUGCUUGUUGGAAAUCCACGCUAUAUUCCAAGAGAAUGACCCAGCAUAUAUCCUAAACGACCUCUACAUUACAGACUAUUGCAUAUGGAUUCAGAAAGUCAAAUCUAAAAAGGUAGCCUCUCUGUCGGACUGCGUCCAGUCGCUGAGCAUUUCUAAAUCAGAUCUGGGGUUCGAACUGGGGGAGCUCGAAGAAGCCGCACGUCUUGUGCAGGAGGAAGAGACGCAGGGGCAGUUGGCGUCGAGCACCUGUCUUGUCCGACCGCUGGCGACUGUCGCUUCCGAAUCAUCAGACACCGACAGCUCUACAUCUGACACAGACGACUCCUCGUCGGAAACAGAAGACUCUACAUCGGAGGAAUCGACAUCAGAAGAAGAAGCAGAUCCUACAGACAGUGAGUUGCAGAAGGCUAUUGUGCCUGGGCAGAAUAGCAGGGUUCAGAGUUCUCUAGAGAAAGCAGGCGAGGAGAAAAACAAACUGCCCGCAGCUGGAAAAGCAGAGACGACAGUCACGGAACAGAUGAAACAUCUAGCUGAGAAGAUGAAUAGUGCAGUUAUUCUUUCAGAAGCCCCCGUGGGACCACCCGGCGUUCAGGACAAGUCCCCAGAGAAGAAAGCUGGAGAAUGCACAGCACAGUCGGCACAAAGCACUACAGGGACACCAAUGACCAGGGAAUUUUUAGAGGUGACACCGCGGCUGAAUCCACUGCUCAUUGUUCCUCUCUCGGAUGAGGAUGAUGAGUUAGCGGAACACUGAUGGCUUUCCUCAGUGAAUCUGUUUAGGAUUCUCUCUGGGAGACUGAGACACUGCAAUUAAUAGUGACAAUGCCUUGGAAUCGGAAUGGGGCAGUGGGGUGUGUUAUUGGCCACCGUACAGAAGUAUUCCAGGCUAUCCGGGGAUUACACAAGGGUGGGGUGUGCAGGACACUAAGGUCAUUGAACCAUUAUAGGAUUUCUCAUGUUUUUUUUUUUUUUCCACCACAUUCUUCUGUCUGGUAAACGCAGGGUCAGAAUACCCCAAAUUACCCAUGAUUGCUCCCUAUGGGAAUUGCAACUCCAGCAUGGAAGAAUCUGACAAUUGUGAUAAAUUAAUUGAAAAUGUACUAAAAAAAACACUAGGGGCGUUUGCAAAGUUUGAAGUAUUGUGUGUUGUAAACCCUGCCAAACUGGACUAUAAAUCCCAGAAUAAUGUAUAUAUCAUAUAAUGAUGGUUGAGGCAUGCUGGGAACUGUAGAGCAGCAACAUCAGGGUUGUAUUCUUAAGGCAAUAUAGCACAAUAAAACUUUUCCCCAAA
This is a messenger RNA of Xenopus tropicalis (tropical clawed frog), 2527 nucleotides long. RefSeq names its product SHQ1, H/ACA ribonucleoprotein assembly factor (gene shq1). Gene Ontology annotation, biological process: box H/ACA snoRNP assembly. The record is from RefSeq and is a predicted model, not a curated record. Bases 176 to 1990 code for a protein of 604 amino acids. The transcript has 12 exons. Lineage: Eukaryota; Metazoa; Chordata; Amphibia; Anura; Pipidae. Gene Ontology annotation, cellular component: cytosol; nucleoplasm.